AUGUCGAGCAGCGCCGCCAAGCUCGACCUACUCCGGGCCAACGUCGCCGCGAAGAAGAGAAACACCGACUUGGCUUUCCUGCUGGGCGGGCCGGACAUGCUCCAGAGCAACGACAAGGCGUGGUACUUGACGGAGCGUGGCCUCAUCCUGAACCAGCUUCCCUGCUUUUUCUUCCACUGCCCAUCGUGCGCACCACCAGCUCCCGGCGACCGUGGACGCGCCCGACUCGCUGCCGUGGCCGUAGACGCGCCUGCUCGACCGCGACCUGCAGCGGGUCAGCGGCGACCUGCGGGUGGCGCUAGCCGCAGAGGAGAAGAACAAGCAGGCCAUGGAGGAGCUGCUGCUGGCGCUCAAGGAGGUGAACGCGGAGCUGCACACCACGCGGCAGCAGCUGGUGCGCCCGCAACACGAGUCAGAAACGGCGAGGCUGGAGUCGGACCGGGUGCACGUGUCCCUAAAGCGCAAGGACGACAAGGUCUGCGCGCUGUCCGACGAGGUGGCCCGCCUCCGCUCCGACGCCGAGGAGGCGUUCGCCACGUUCCGGGGCAAGGAGGCCGGGUUCACGGCGUGCAUGAAGUCGUCGGAAGCGGAGUUCGCCGCGUCCCGGCGCGAGAACGCGCGACUCCUCGAGUCGCAACGGUCUGGGCGGCACGAGGUGGCCAAGCUGCGGGACAUCCUGAAGCAGGCCGUCAAGGACACCAAGUUCGUCAAGGAGGCGCUGGAGGAGGUGAGGAGCGAGAACGCCAUGCUCAAGGAGAUGGUCGGGAGCAAGGACACCGCCGUCAAGUGCAGCAAGGAGGAGCUGGAGUGCCUCCGGGUGAGCGAGGCCGCGGCGCGCGACAACAUCAAGGAGCUGCAGAGCUUGCUGGUGGCCACGUCGGUGAGUCCCACCCCCACGCCGUCCGCGGCGGCAGGAGCGGGAAGGUCGUUUGACCUGGAGGACCUGUCGCCGCGGACGAGAUCGACGGGAUCGCACUGGAGUAGAGGGAGAG
Molecule: messenger RNA, 992 nt
Organism: Aegilops tauschii subsp. strangulata
Lineage: Eukaryota; Viridiplantae; Streptophyta; Magnoliopsida; Poales; Poaceae
Source: RefSeq, a predicted model, not a curated record